This is a messenger RNA of Fonsecaea erecta, 219 nucleotides long. RefSeq lists its product as hypothetical. The transcript has 2 exons. The record is from RefSeq and is a predicted model, not a curated record. Lineage: Eukaryota; Fungi; Ascomycota; Eurotiomycetes; Chaetothyriales; Herpotrichiellaceae. Bases 1 to 219 code for a protein of 72 amino acids.
AUGGGUGCCGUCGUCUCCUGCUUUGAGGGCAUCUGCCAAACCAUCGGCUCCGUGCUGAUGGCCAUCGUCAACGGCAUCGGUGCUAUCUUCACUGCCAUCAUCAACGGCAUUGUCUCGUUGUUUGACAUCAUCAUCUCAUGCCUCACCUGUGGCCGCCGCACACGAAGACAUCGUACGAGCGCAACCACGCGUAGGCAUCAUACCACAAGUACUAUCUGA